UUUCCCUUUUUUGUCUUAGUUUUUAUUGAAGUUGAUUUAUUUACUUCUUUUUUAUGUGAAAAAGAUUGAUUAUUUCGGCAGUUGAUAGUUUCUUAAGCAAGAAUUGAAUGAGUUAAAUGCCUCUACAUUUCAAAAUGGCGGAUUUGGCUUUGCUUGUCUAUCGAAAUGAAGCGUAUAAAUGUCACCAUUUUCUCUCAACUUUUCCUUUCCAAUUUUUCUUGUUAUUUGCUUUUGUGAUUCAUGAUAUAAAUGAUGUUUUAUUAUACACAGAAGUGGAGGGAGAGUAUUGGUUAGGGGUACAGAUGAACUCUGUAACUUUUGUGGAGACCUUGUAUUUGUAUUAGGAAAUUCAUUAAAUAUGUGCAAAUAUUUAAUUGCAACUCAUCAACUAUGACGACUACGGGUUCGGUGGUAAGUUCAGAACCCAUAAACUCUAAAUUCUGGCUCUGCCUCUGACCAUACCGUAUAUAAACUGGACGAGCACUGUCAGUCAAUGGGUAUUUUUUGACAUGUUUCCUUUGUAGAAAUUUGUAUUUUAUUAUUAUGGACUCUGGUUUCAUCCUCAAUCGGGGAAAAUUUUAAUUUGGCAUCAUUAAUUAAAAUUGUUCAUAACAUCAUGUGACCUGUUUGCCAGUGAUGCGAGUGACUGUGGUUGGACGAUCCUUUAUUGUGAUUCAUGGUUCUUCAUCUAUUAAUGAAAGUAAAAAGAUCCAUUAUGUAUAUAGUUUUAUCUAUAAAUUCAACGCAGUACUAUAUUCCCGUGUGGACAACUGGACAUGUAUUACAGCUUUCAGUUGUGCUGAGCCCCCUUUUGAAGCAAGGGUUAUUCGGAUCUUGUUUUUGGUUGGUAGUUAUCUUUUCACAUUACUGAUUAGGUUUAUCAGCCAACAAAGGAACAUACAGAUGAUUAGUAAUUAGUCUUCAAUAUGAUUAUUAUCAUGCUUAUUAUUUACUUCCUCUGUCCCAAUUUAUGUGACACUUUCGUUUUUCGAGAGUUAAUUUGAUCAAACUUUGAAGCUAAAUUGGAUUAGAUUAACUAAAUAUUUUAAGAUUAAAACUUAUACAUUUGAAAACUACAAGAAAAGUACUGAUGUAAACUAUGAGUCCACCAAACAGUAUAGAGAACCAGGUUCUCUAUCUGUUCCCUCAGAUAAAAGACAGAAAAUAAUGCACAAGAUGUUUUCGUGGAAAACUCCUUGCUCAAUGGAUUAAAAAUCACGACCAACCGGAGUAGGUUUUAACUUCACUAAACAGAGAAACUUCAUAUUACAACUCUUGCAACCUAAGAAUUAAACUCUUAAUCGAUCACCCCUUACAAUAACUUUAUUGUAAGCCCUUUACAAUAACUCUAUUGCAAAGCUACAAAUCUUGACUAACUCUAGCCAAAACAAAUCAAAACAACAAAAGUUGAAAUCUGUCCUACGAUAACACUUCUUCAAAGUAGAGUAGGAUUACAAGUAAAGGACAAAAAGACAAAGACUCAACAAACCUAAGGCUCAAGCCAUCUUCAGUUUGGGGAGCUGGUUCUUGAGUUUGUAGCAGCUUUGUUCUUGGCAGGACUUAGAGAGUAGAAGCGACUAGCACUUGAGAAAAAUAUAUUUUUAAGAUUUUCAAGUGUUAGGUUUAGCAUUGUAACAUAUUGUAUAUACAUUGAGGAGCAUGUGAGGAUCAUGUGACAAUGGAUAAGGACAACUCAGCCUUUGGUUUGGCCUCUAGCAAACUGCAGCUGUGCUGUUGCAGUUCUGCUAGUCGGUACAGUACCGCAGCUUUACAGCUGUAGAUAAGUUGGUUGUAUGACGUGUAGGGGACCUAAUCAAGUACCAAGUUCCUAUCUGGUUCCUCGAGAGUUUGGCAAAUCAUCAAUACACAAAAUAGCAUAUCUUAUCAAAUUGAAUCUCGGGAAGCAGAAAGUGUCACAUAAAUUGGGAUAGAGGAAGUAUUUCUCAGCGUGAGAAGAGGAUAUAUUGUUUGCUAUUUCAUGCAUGUUGUUUGAGUUAUAUGGUCAUGAAGAUAAUAUAAAAUUUGUGCGCAAGGAGUUUGCUCUCGAAGAUGUUGGUCCACAAAAAUGCAUGGCCUCUAGUGUUGAUGGCUCCAAAUUAGCCACAGGCGGCGUUGAUGGACGUUUCAGACUUUUUGAGUGGCCAACCAUGCGCAUUAUUGUGGAUGAACCUAAAUCUCACAAGUCAUUCAGAGACAUGGAUUUCAGGGGAAGCAAAGAUGGUGAUAUAUGUGUUAUUGAAGUGAAAAAGAUGGAGAUCUCCUCCUUGAACAAGAGAAUGCACUUGGGAACCAAUAUCACUUCUUUGGAGUUUUAUCCCAGUGAAAGGGUUGCUCUUACCACUUCCUCUCAAUGGGGAGCAAUGGUGACUAAGUUAAAUGUCUCUGCUGAUUGGAAAGAGUGGCAGAUUUAUCUAUUACUCUGGGGAUUAUUUUUGGCAUCAGCUAUUCUAUUUUACAUGUUCUUUGAGAAUUCUGAUUCUUUCUGGAACUUCCCUCAUCCAUCUUCAAGACUAAAGAUUGAAACUUUACAUGGAGAUCCAACAUCUGAUGAACAAUGGAGCAGCUUUGUACGUGUAGAUUUGAUCUGCGGACCAGGAAAGUGGUUUGUCGAGGCCGUAGACAAGGGGAAUUGUUCAUCUUGGGUUUGGGCUCGUCCUCCGACUCUUACAAGUGCUUCCUUGCUUCGUCUUCGCAUGAGAUUGCGUCAACCAAUGCUCUUUGGAAAAUAUAGCACAGGCAGUUGGGACAUCCUCAUACUCAGAAUCUUAAGUCUUUGUUUUCCUCUGGCGAUUUGUUGUCUAAAAUUGAUUUUAAGAAUAAUGUUAGUAUUGAUUGUGAAUCAUGUGCUCUUGCAAAAUCACAUUUGUGCCAUUUAGUAAAAGUAUUCAUCA
Messenger RNA from Lycium barbarum (goji berry), 2891 nucleotides. Its product is annotated as SEC12-like protein 1. NCBI's taxonomy places the organism in Eukaryota, Viridiplantae, Streptophyta, Magnoliopsida, Solanales, Solanaceae. The transcript is spliced from 7 exons. Gene Ontology annotation, cellular component: endoplasmic reticulum membrane. Bases 1983 to 2876 code for a protein of 297 amino acids. Gene Ontology annotation, biological process: protein secretion. Gene Ontology annotation, molecular function: GTPase activator activity; guanyl-nucleotide exchange factor activity; protein binding. The record is from RefSeq and is a predicted model, not a curated record.